GGUGGGGAGAAGAGAACAAUGAAGUGGAACCAGCUCUAUCGUCGCUCUAACCAAAAGAAACGCCCUCUCUUGGUUCUUCUGUCGAAAGGAGGUGAGGCUCCUGGGUUAACGUGCGAGAGGGAGUAAAUGGCUCAUAUGUAGUAUGGCAUCAACAUCUAUCAAAACAGAUGAUGUGAGUAAUGAGCAAGAUCUACCUGCUGUAAAGGAAAGCCGACAACAUAAGCAGUGUCUUCAGCGUCUAAGAUUUGCUUGUAAAGAAAGUCCUUUUGUAAAGUUCAUGUUCAAGGUCAUGGAAGAAAAUGGAUGUCCAGUGAACAUAUCAAGAAAUAUAUCAUGUGAGAAAUGUCCAGAGGGAAGCAUAAUUAAUGGAGGAUUUGAUCCAUCAAAUGGACAGAUUGUUCUCUGCGAAAACAGAGCUCCAUCUCAACGUGUUGUUAGCACUCUACUUACACACGAACUCAUUCACGCCUUUGACUUUUGUCGAGCCCACGUAGAAUGGAACAACCUGAGGCAUGUUGCUUGCACAGAGAUCCGUGCUGCUAGUCUUAGUGGAGACUGUUCAUUCUUCAAUCAAAAUCUAUACAGCAGAAAGUUUGGCUUUAUGAAGCAUCAUCAGAAAUGUGUGCAGGAACGCGCAAUGAAGUCAGUGAUGUCGGUCCGUGAUAUACCUAAAGAAGAAGUCCAAAAGACAAUAGAUGAUGUAUGGGAUAUAUGUUUUAAUGACCAUGAACCAUUUGAUAAAAUACCAAGGAAUAAAGAGGAUGUUCAACGUAUGGCGCGCCAAAGAUACAACUAUGAUUUAUGACAAAGGCUUUGGUUUUCAAAAUAUUUUAGAAAUGGGAAAAAAAAUAUUUCUUGAAAUUUAUGAAGGUUGUGUGCAUGGCGAGUAUCAAUAGUAGCUCUCAAUGCAAAGUGGAGGGAGGUAGUCCCAAUCAUUCACAAAAACCGAAAUAAAACCAUUUUGUAUUUGUUUUACUAUACCUCAUAACUGUGUGUCUACAUAACUAUUUCUGGCUUAAAUUAAACAGUCCGCAUACAACUAUUGUGGGUAGCAUUUUUUCCCCAUGUACACAUAAAUCCUGCAUAUGCAGGUGGAAUUAACCAAUGAAAUGUUAUUACCUAAUUCAGCGUUCCGCAAACUUUUUACUUUACGGCCUA
Anneissia japonica is the source of this 1158-nucleotide messenger RNA. Its product is annotated as mitochondrial inner membrane protease ATP23 homolog. The coding region runs from base 143 to 805 and encodes 220 amino acids. Gene Ontology annotation, biological process: mitochondrial protein processing; mitochondrial proton-transporting ATP synthase complex assembly. NCBI's taxonomy places the organism in Eukaryota, Metazoa, Echinodermata, Crinoidea, Comatulida, Comatulidae. Gene Ontology annotation, molecular function: metalloendopeptidase activity. Gene Ontology annotation, cellular component: extrinsic component of mitochondrial inner membrane. The transcript has 6 exons. The record is from RefSeq and is a predicted model, not a curated record.